This is a messenger RNA of Penaeus indicus, 2400 nucleotides long. Its product is annotated as cytochrome P450 2L1-like. The record is from RefSeq and is a predicted model, not a curated record. Gene Ontology annotation, biological process: xenobiotic metabolic process. NCBI's taxonomy places the organism in Eukaryota, Metazoa, Arthropoda, Malacostraca, Decapoda, Penaeidae. The coding region runs from base 227 to 1687 and encodes 486 amino acids. Gene Ontology annotation, molecular function: iron ion binding; heme binding; oxidoreductase activity, acting on paired donors, with incorporation or reduction of molecular oxygen, reduced flavin or flavoprotein as one donor, and incorporation of one atom of oxygen. The transcript is spliced from 10 exons. Gene Ontology annotation, cellular component: intracellular membrane-bounded organelle; cytoplasm.
UUCAGUCGAUCCCAGGUUGCGCUGCACCACACUGCCUCUCAUCUGCGCCAGUGUUAUCAAGCAGAGAUUAAUAACCACUCAUAAGUGCUUAGACAGAAAAUCGUGAUGUGUUAUUAUAUAGAUUAGUCUUAUUAUAAAUAUUCCUCAUUAAAGGGACGGGUCUGGAUUCAGUGACUAAGGCAUAUUAAGGGAUCGAUUUUGGGGCAGUGAUUACGGUCGUGGCACUAUGUUGACUGAGGUGCUGCUGGCGGCGCUGCUGUUGCUUCUGCUGCUGGUGUUUGUCAACAGAAAGCCACAGGGCCUCCCCCCAGGCCCUUGGGGAUGGCCUGUCCUGGGAAAACUUCCCUCGAGGGACCUACCUCUCGCCGAGCAAGUCAAAGCGCUGAGGAGAACGCACGGUGACAUCAUUUCAUGGCGAAUAGGCAGCCGUAUUUACAUCUUCCUGUGCAACUACAAGGUCAUUCGGGCGGCCUUCACGAAACCCGAAUUCUCCAGCCGACCGAAUCUCUUCAGUCAAAAGGUGUUCACUGAUUUCACGAAUGCUGGCAUCACGUUCAACGAAGGCCUCGGGUGGCAGACGCACCGCCGCUUCGCCCUCCGUCAGCUGAAGGACCUGGGAAUGGGCAAGUCCAGCCUGGAAGCCGCCAUCCUGCACGAGGCGCAGUGCCUGGUGGAGGACUUCGGCGAGCACCUGGGCCGCCCCGAGCCGCUGCCUUGGUCCAUUCACGUGGCGGUCCUCAACGUCAUCUGGAAACUCACGGCGGACCGACGCUACGACGUUGGGGACCAAGAGAUCCAGAAUUUCAACAAGUUGAUCAGCCGGUCCCUGGAGAUCUUCUCGGGGAUGGCGGAGGUGUACGACAUGUUCCCGUGGCUGCGCAGUGUCGUGCCGAGCUGGCUGGAGGACAGGACGGAGAUCGGCGAGUAUCUGAGGAUCGCCGACAACAUUGCGGAGUUCAUGGCUGGAGUGAUCAAGGAGCACCAGGAGAGCCUCGACCCCCACAACCCAAGGGACUACAUCGACUCGUACUUACUCGAGAUGGAGGCGCAGCAGAAGGAGGACCCGAACUGCACCUUGAGCUUGCUCGACCUUCGCUGCGGGGUUGCUGCUUUCUUCAUAGCAGGGACUCUCAGCGUCUCCUUUACACUGAAGGCCAUUUUGCUGCACCUCGUCCAGCAUCCUGAGGUUCAGACGAAGGUGCAGAAGGAGAUUGAUGAUGCGGUGGGAAAGGACGCUCUGCCGACGACCCAGGAUAAAGAGAGCCUGCCCUACCUGGAGGCGACCAUCCUGGAGUGCCUCCGCGUCACCAGCCUGACCCCGCUGGGCCUCACGCACUCGGCCGCCCGCGACACGCCCUUCGAGGGUUACGUCAUUCCCAAGGACGCCCUCAUAAUGAGCCACAUCGACUGCUGCCACACCGACCCCGCCUACUGGGACCGCCCCCUGGAGUUCUGCCCCGAGCACUUCUUGGACGACGAGGGCAAGGUCGUCUCGAAAAAGGACGGCUUCUUGCCCUUCUCUGUGGGGCGACGCGUGUGCCUUGGAGAACAGCUCGCCAACGUAGAACUGUUCAUCUUCACUGCGGCGCUCCUGAAGAACUUUUCCUUCUCGGCUCCUGAGGGCGUGGAGGUGUCUCCGCGAAACCUCUUUCUUGAGCAGAAAUUCGUCAUUGAGAGGCGGACGUAGGCUGUUAAAAGGAUGUCUAAGGGUCUAUCGAGGCGUUCGUGGCUGCUUUGAUCUCUCUCUCUCUCUCUCUCUCUCUCUCUCUCUUCCUCUCUCUCUCUCUCUCUAUCUAUCUAUCUAUCUACCUAUCUAUCUCUCUCUCUCUCUCUCUCUAUCGCGCAUAGCGUAUGUUACAUACAUAAUAUAUUGUAUAUAUGUAUGUAAUGAUAUCCAUACAUAAAAACGCAAACCUUUAGUUUAAGACCCGAGCCCCGAAAUGACCCUUCAACCUGGCAGGCAAGGAUCAGGCUUGGGCACCUCUGUCGGUUAAUCCAGGCAACUUUACUAUGAAUUUGUAUCUUACAUUACAUCAAUAGUUCCUCUUAUUAAAGUUAACUUGCUUCAAUACUCGUCAGAUUAUAGUAAGUGACAGUGGGAAUUCCCCCAAAUACCCUUCAGACUAAUGAUAAAUACAAGGUUUAAUGAAGAACAAAGCAAGAAUAGCAAGUAGUAUUCCCUGUGAGUCCAGGGCAUUGUUAGCAAACUUCAUACUAGAUUUAUAGUGAGUUAUAUAUAUAAUUGUAUCUUAUAUACUUGAAGUAUGGUGCUUACGAAUUGGAUUAAACUAGUAGUGAUAAUGAUGAAUAGAUAGAUCAGUAAAGAAUUAACAUAUAUAACAGCUUUUAUACAUCAAGUCCUUAGAUGUAACAAAUAAUGAUCUGUUGAAUAAAUUUGAA